Molecule: messenger RNA, 2836 nt
Organism: Carica papaya (papaya)
Lineage: Eukaryota; Viridiplantae; Streptophyta; Magnoliopsida; Brassicales; Caricaceae
Product: hydroxyproline-rich glycoprotein family protein
Biological process (GO): mRNA catabolic process
Molecular function (GO): mRNA binding; demethylase activity
Source: RefSeq, a predicted model, not a curated record
UUGUACACAUGCGUGAUCAAUAAGCCAUUUUCUUCACCUUCACUCAUCACACACAACACACACUACUCCUUGUUCAUUACAUACCCACAAACCCUAGAUCUCUCUCUCUUAACCCUUUUAUUCAACCUCCCCAUCUUCACGUCGCGCCCACAUAUUACUGUACUCUUCUUUAGAAGACGACCCACUUUCAGAUCUGAACAUUUUUAUAGCUAUCUAAUAAUUUAACGAAUUCUUCCCAUUUGCUUAAUCCUCUGAUUUUUUUUUUUGUAUGUCUUGGCUUUUUCUCAGCUUCAUUAACCAGAAUUUUGUUCGUUUAUUUUACUUUACUGGUUGAUUGUUUGUGUUCUUGUUUGGUGAUCGGGUUUAGUGGGAUUUGAGUUUUCGGGCCGUGGUGGGUUUAUCUAGAUCUGAGAGAUUUUGUUGGGAGCUAUGAAUUAUAUGUGGUAGUGGGUUGACGAGUUCCUGAUUGUUGCGUCUUCUCUAUGGCAAUGCCAUCGGGAAAUGUGGUUCUGUCAGACAAAAUGCAGUUUCCUGGCGCCGGUGGUGGCGGUGAGAUCCACCAGCACCACCCUCGUCAGUGGUUCGCGGACGAGCGCGAUGGGUUUAUCUCAUGGCUGCGCGGGGAAUUUGCUGCCGCCAACGCAAUCAUCGACUCGCUCUGCCAACACCUGCGCGCGGUCGGCGACCCCGGUGAGUAUGACAUGGUUGUGGCGGCCAUUCAACAGAGAAGGGUUAAUUGGACCCCCGUGCUUCACUUGCAGCAGUACUUCUCUGUGGCGGAGGUGAUGUACACCUUGCAGCAGGUUGCCUGGAGGAGGCAACAGAGGCCUUCUGAUCAGUCAAAAAUGGUGGGAAAGGAGUUUAGGCGAUCUGGGUUGGGGUUUAAGCAAGGACAGAGGAGUGAAGCAGUUAAGGAAAUGCAUAAUUCAGUUGCAGAGACUCAUGGCCAUGAUGGGAAUUCGACGGGUCUGGAACAUGGGGGAGAGAAGUGUGAAGGAGUUAAAUUGGUUGACAAUGUUAGUAAGAUUGAGGAUAAAGGUCUUGCUGUUACAGAUGAUAAGAAAGAUGUUAUUGCAAAACCUUCUCCUGAUGGGAGUUUGAAAAAUUCAGAAGGGUCUGCAGUUGGUAAUUCAGAAUGCAAUGAAGCAGUGAACCAGGGCUGCAUCUCCAGCUUGAAAGAGAAUGACUUAAGCUCUGUUCCAAAAAUGAAUGAGAAGCAGACUCUCAACAGUAUUCCUAAGACUUUUGUUAUCAACGAGAUAUUCGAUGGAAAGAUGGUUAAUGUCGUUGACGGAUUGAAAUUGUACGAAAAACUGUGUGACAGCAAUGAAGUUUCAAAUCUGGUUUCACUGGUCAAUGAUUUAAGAGCUGCGGGAAAGAGAGGACAAUUUCAAGGUCAGACAUAUGUGGUUUUAAAGAGGCCAAUGAAAGGACAUGGAAGAGAGAUGAUUCAAUUAGGUUUUCCAACAGCAGAAGUACCUCUGGACGAUGAAAAUGCCGCAGGGACUUCCAAAGAUCGAAAGAUGGAACCUAUUCCUCCCUUGUUGCAAGAUGUUAUUGAACGUUUGGUUAGCAUGCAAAUUACAAACGUGAAGCCAGACUCUUGCAUGAUUGAUUUCUAUAAUGAGGGGGAUCACUCACAGCCUCACAUGUGCCCUCCUUGGCUUGGAAGGCCUGUUUGCAUCUUUUUUUUGUCAGACUGUGAUAUGACUUUUGGGAGACUGAUUGGAAGUGAUCAUCCUGGUGAUUAUAAAGGCUCUCUCAAGCUUUCUCUUCCACCAGGAUCGCUCCUUGUCGUGCAAGGAAAAUCUGCAGACUUUGCCAAACAUGCGAUUAACUCUAUCCGGAAGCAAAGGAUACUUGUGACUUUCACCAAGUCUCAACCCAGAAAAACAGCAGGUGAGGCGCAGCGGCUUGCAUCACCUGCAAUAGCCCCAUUGUCUCAUUGGGGUACUCCACCCAGCAGGUCGGCCAAUCAAAUUCGUCACCCUGCAGGCCCCAAGCAUUAUGUACCUAUUCCAACAACUGGGGUUUUACCAGCCCCAUCAAUUCGGCCACAGAUACCACCGCCAAAUGGUGUCCAGCCCCUGUUUGUGACAGCUCCUGUUGCACCAGCAAUGCCUUUUCCGGCAGCAGUUCCUAUUCCUCCUGGUUCAACCAGCUGGCCAGCACCUCCUCCUAGGCACCAUGCUCCUCGCCUUCCUGUUCCGGGCACUGGAGUUUUCCUUCCUCCACAAGGCUCUGGUAAUGCAUCCUCGCCUCAACAGUUGAUGACUGGUAGUGGAGAAACGAACAUGAAUACAGACACAGUGCCUCUUCCGGAAAAGGAAAAUGGGUCUGGUAAACCUGGUCAUGCCAAUGGUGUUUCUCCAAAAGGUAAGUCAGAUGGGAAGGGUUCGAGGCAAGACUGUAACGGAAAAAUAGAUGGAACACACAGUGUGAGAGUUGGAAUUAAGGAAGAACAACAGCCGAGUGUCGAGAGUAUGACAGCAAGCAAACCGGCUAGUGCAGUUUAGACACAGAAAGAGAGAGAGAGAGAGAGAGAGAGAGAGAGAGAGAGGACAAAGUUAUCACAGGAGAAAAGAGGUAGUAGGCUGCAGAUGUGAGUGAGUUGAAAAGAAAUGUAAAGAGCGGCGAAUGUUAAAAGUGUUUUGACAUUUGAUACACUACUGGUUCUGGGGGAACGAAGGGGAGGGGGAUUAUCUUUGCAAACCCUUUGUGUUCUCUGCUUCCUUUUUUUUUGUUCUUUACUUUUUUUUGUUGUCUCAUUAUAUGAACUCUUACCUUAGUCUCAAAUACUCAACAUUCUUAAUUUAACAUUACCCUUUUCUUCUUC